AUGAUAGCGAUACUCGUUUUGAUCCGAGUAACGCUGGAUGACCAUGCUGUCAACUGUUACUUAUCUUCUUAUUCUUUGAUUUUAAAUCCAUUUGUUCUUUCUCUCAUUUCUAUAUCUAUCUAUCUAUCUAUCUAUCUAUCUAUCUAUCUCAGUAUAUGUGCGUAUACGUUUUUUUUAUCAUAUCUAUAUCAACAUCUAUCUAUCUAUAUCUAUCUAUCUAUCUAUCUAUCUAUCUAUCUAUCUAUCUAUCUGUGUUCAAAUUUGAAUAUCUAUCUAUCUAUCUAUCUAUCUAUCUCAGGCCGUUCUUAUCUGUCCUUAUAUCUAUCUUCCUCCUGUUCAUAUCUAUCUAUCUAUCUAUCUAUCUAUCUAUCUAUCUAUCUAUCUAUCUCAGGCCGUUCUUAUCUGUCCUUAUAUCUAUCUUCCUCCUGUUCAUAUCUAUCUAUCUAUCUAUCUAUCUAUCUAUCUAUCUAUCUAUCUAUCUAUCUCAGGCCGUUCUUAUCUGUCCUUAUAUCUAUCUUCCUCCUGUUCAUAUCUAUCUAUCUAUCUAUCUAUCUAUCUAUCUAUCUAUCUAUCUAUCUAUCUAUCUAUCUCAGGCCGUUCUUAUCUGUCCUUAUAUAUAUCUUCCUCCUGUUCAUAUUCAUCUAUCUAUCUAUCUAUCUAUCUAUCUAUCUAUCUAUCUAUCUCAGGCCGUUCUUAUCUGUCCUUAUAUCUAUCUUCCUCCUGUUCAUAUCAUUCAUCUAUCUAUCUAUCAAUCUAUAUCUAUCUAUCUAUCUAUCUAUCUAUCUAUCUCAGGCCGUUCUUAUCUGUCCUUAUAUAUCUCUUCCUCCUGUUCAUAUCUAUCUAUCUAUCUAUCUAUCUAUCUAUCUAUCUAUCUAUCUCAGGCCGUUCUUAUCUGUAUAUAUCUAUCUUCCCCCUGUUCAUAUCUAUCUAUCUAUCUAUCAUCUAUUCAUCUAUCCAUUCAUUCAUCUAUCUCAGGCCGUUUUUAUCAUCGAUAUAUCUAUCUGGAAUCCUGUUCAUAUCUAUCUAUCUAUCUCAGGCCGUUCUUAUCUGUCCUUUAUAUCUAUCUUCCUCCUGUUCAUAUUAUCCAUUCAUCUAUUCCAUCUAUCUAUCUAUCUAUUCAUCUAUCUAUCUAUCCAGGCCGUUCUUAUCUGUCCUUAUAUCUAUCUUCCUCCUGUUCAUAUCUAUCUAUCUAUCUAUCUAUCUAUCUAUCUAUCUAUCUAUCUAUCUAUCUAUCUGUUCAAAUCUAUCUCAGGCCGUUCUUAUCUGUCUAUAUAUCUAUCUCGCUCCUACAUUUUUAUGUGUAUACAUUCUUUUUUUCUUCUAUUUCUUUCCUUGUCUCUUUCUUUUCUCUGUUUUUACUGGUCUUUCUCCCAUCUUUUUCUUCUUUCCUCCUUUUCCUUUCGUUUUUUCAUUUCCCCUUUUUGCUUUUUUGUCAUUUUCUCUUAUUUUCAUUUUCUUUCUUUUCUUUCUUUCUUUCUUUUUCUUUCUUUCUUUCUUUCUUUCUAA
This is a messenger RNA of Acanthosepion pharaonis, 1506 nucleotides long. NCBI's taxonomy places the organism in Eukaryota, Metazoa, Mollusca, Cephalopoda, Sepiida, Sepiidae. The record is from the annotation of a GenBank genome assembly.